AUGGUGGAUAGUAGUAGCGACAGCAACGAAGAGGAAACGUCGUGGUUUCGGGAGCGAUGGAGAAGAUUACGAGAUGCGUUCCGGGGCAGCGAAUGGGACGAGGAGCGGGAGGGGCCUGGGUCUGUGAGAGGCAGAGGCUUUGCAAGCCGUCAAUAUCUGGGACAAGGCGCUAAUCAGUCUUGUACAACGGGGACGAUGAUCAACAAACGCCUCAAGGCUGACAACGGCCUACUGAUGCGAUCCUCCACCACCGACGCCGAGCCCCUGACUUGGAGGUUCCAACGGCAGCGGCGAGUAGUGGCGGCGCCUCGUGAAGAACGUAUCACGCAAUGGCUUGCGAAGGCUAGCUUCGAGAGUCAGAGAAGGUAUCAAGCCAAGAUCGUUAUCGAUCUCAUGAUCGUCAGGCAGCGAUGCCUGGGCGAUGCCGGCCCAAGCCAGAUGGGGCAGCAGCUGAGGCGUGGCGAUCAGGAUCCCGGGGUGACGUCGCUGAUGGUGUGCGAGUGUCGACUGCCGAGCGCCAAAGUUGGUGCUAAGAUCUGUGCCUGCUGUUUUGAGAAGGCGCCCUUUGUCACGCGAGAAUGGCCAAGUCCAAGGCGAGUUGUACCACCUACUGCAUGUAGAAAACAUGACCCUUGUGCUCUGCUACUGUUGCCGGUGGCAAACGCCCGAGGAGCCAUCUGCAUCAACGAAGCAUGA
Verticillium alfalfae VaMs.102 is the source of this 696-nucleotide messenger RNA. RefSeq lists its product with no specific name. The record is from RefSeq and is a predicted model, not a curated record. The transcript is spliced from 3 exons. Lineage: Eukaryota; Fungi; Ascomycota; Sordariomycetes; Glomerellales; Plectosphaerellaceae. The coding region runs from base 1 to 696 and encodes 231 amino acids.